This is a messenger RNA of Galleria mellonella (greater wax moth), 4587 nucleotides long. RefSeq names its product igLON family member 5-like. Gene Ontology annotation, biological process: synapse organization. Gene Ontology annotation, cellular component: neuron projection membrane. Bases 248 to 1159 code for a protein of 303 amino acids. The transcript is spliced from 7 exons. The record is from RefSeq and is a predicted model, not a curated record. Lineage: Eukaryota; Metazoa; Arthropoda; Insecta; Lepidoptera; Pyralidae.
CGCGCUUGUCCCCGCGAUUAGCCGCGCCACCGCGUCCCGGCACCCUCCCCGCGACCCACACGUCAAAAUAACAAAUUGAUUUAUACCCAAACACAAACGAACUUAACCGAAAACUUACAUGAUGUUCAGUGCCUCAACGAACUUCCCGUUCAAGUAUCAAGAUUAACGAGACGGAGUUUCAACAGUUUAUGCAUAAGUUGUUUACAACUUUUUAGUGAUGUGAAUAGAUAGUGGUUCAAAGGUGAGGAUGGGGCAAGCAGUUGGCGGUGUCAAGUCCGCAUUAUUGAUAUCUCUUCUACAUGGAUUCCUUUUUCUUAUAGCUGGCUCCGGCACCGAAUCGCCACUUGACAGUACGACUGUGGACAUGUCAUCGCGUCGGUUUAGAGCAGAAUUCCUUCAAGAAUGGCAAGGGUCAGCUGACGCGCCGUACUUCGAUUCCACCACACCAAAAAACAUAACAGGCCUAGUGGGCCAUCCCGUUAGAUUAUUGUGUAGAGUCAAGAAUCUUCAAAAUAGGACGGUAUCAUGGGUGAGACAUCGCGACAUCCACUUACUGACUGUCGGUCGGUAUACAUACACCUCAGACCAGCGCUUCGAGGCGCAGCACAAGCCUCGCUCUGAGGAGUGGGCGCUGCGGAUACGCAGUCCGCAGCGCCGGGACUCUGGCCAGUACGAGUGCCAGAUCUCCACCACUCCACCCAUUGGACAUGCUGUGUUCCUUAAUAUCGUAGAACCAGAAACGGUGAUAUCAAGUGGUUCAGAACUAUUCAUCCAAGCUGGAUCAACUAUUAACUUGACGUGUACAGUUCGACAUACACCGGAACCACCCACAUCAAUUACUUGGACCCAUGGAGAUCAGGUAAUAAACUUCGAUUCGGCUCGCGGCGGAAUAUCACUCGUGACAGAAAAAGGUCUCAAAAGUACCAGUAGACUGCUUGUGCAGCGAGCGACGGGUUUGGACGCCGGUGUGUACACUUGCGGCCCCAAUAACGCACCAUCUGCCUCAACUAGAGUGCACGUUUUAUCUGGUGAACAUCCAGCGGCGAUGCAGCAGGGUUGUGCAAAAUCAUCAUUAGACAAAGCCUCUGUAUUAUUUUCUAUAUUCACUUUUUAUAUUUUUAGUAAACCUACAUACAAUGACUUAGAAUUUGGUACCUGAAUAUAAUUUAUAAAAAAUAUACUAUCGGUAAAAUUAAAUAGCAACGAUGUCAAUAUUGAAUAUAAAUAUAUGUAGAUCGAAUUUUAUUCAAAUUUAUACAUGAAAUUAAAGAAAUGAUCGUAAAGUUCGUUAAUUUAUGUAAUAAAUUAAUUAAUAAUAUUGACAUUUGUGUAAAUAAUGAGUGUAAUAUAAAUAAUUAAGAAUUAAAUUUAUUUAGUUAGAUAAACUUUAUUGUAUAGUUUUAAUAUAAUUAGAUAUCAUAUAAGAUCUGUUUCUAAUCCAGAGAUAACAUAAUAGGGAACUUUAUUCAAAUAAGUAGACGUAAUAAUAAAUAUUACAGGUCUAAUGCUACACCAGUUAGUUUUUUUUUAUUAUUUUAUUACUCAGUUUGUAAUGUCCAUCACCAAAACAAAUAAAUUAAUAAAGAAAAUAUAACUAAUUUCAAGAAUGUUUUGAAUAAAAUGUAGCAUGUCUUAGACAUAUAAGUGUAACAAAAAUACCAUUAUACAUAUUUAUUAUACUUUAAAAAUGUAAAAUCAAUGUACAAAAUCUUAAUAUACAUAUUAAGAAUUGUGUUCUAUAUUGUAAAGUGUUACAAGUACAGUUGUAUAAUAUACUAAAAUAAGAUAAAAAUAGCACAAAUAUUAAUAACCACAAAUUAAAUAUAAAUAAUUAAAUAUAUACAUUAUCGUUUUUCUUAAAAUUUAUAAAAAUGUUUUAUUCUUUUUAUAUUUAAAUAUUUAAAAACAGUCACAAAAGUGAUAAUAUGUACCUUUGUAAGAAAUAUAUUAUUAAAUCUUUACCAGUUGGUUAUUUUUUGUCUGUGUAAUUUUUUUUAAACAAUGAUAAUUCUUAAUAUUAAUAUUUUUUCACUACUCUGUACAGCAUUUAUUUUUUCAAGUUAAAUAUAUAAAUAAAACUUAUACAUAGAGGUAAAUUAAUCUAAUUUAAUAUGAAAUUUGACACUUUCCGUCUUUUAGCUAAAUAGAUAUCCUUGAAAAAAUAUAGAUGCCUGAAGUUCUAAUCUCAUAAUCACAUCUGUAACAGACAGGUCUGUACCUAAAACUUUAUUAGUGUCUAUUUUAACACAUAUCUAGUACACUUAAAAUUAAUUUAUCUGUUGUUAUAUUUCAAUAAAUUCUAGAUAAUAAUAAUAAUGUUAUUUAUACAUGGUGUUCCAUUCCGUAUUAUUGGAUAACAGCUGUAACAGUGCGAGAGAGAAUACGUGCAAAGGCCUAGAAAUGGGAUGACAUAAAUAUUCAGGGUUUCAUUAAUGAAAAUUAUGCGGUUGUUGAAUGAAUGAAUAAUUUCAUUUCUUGUUACAACCUCAUAUAGCGCGUUCCAGAUUUAACUUUUUUAAUUUUUCAUGUAAUUAUCGUCUGUUUAUACAGCGGAUAUUUUUAUAAUAGUGCCUAAUAUAUAUAUAUAUAUAUAUAUAUUUAGCCACUUCAGAAAGAAGAAAAAUUUCCAAUUCCUCUGUUUUAUAUGAUCCUUCCUAUGGGAGAGCUCUAAGUUCAGCAGUGGACAAUAAACGGUUGAUUUGACGUUAAUGAUAUGACUAUUUCACGGAAUAACAUCCUUAAUUUACUAUUGACGACUUUAUUCCCUCUAACAAUUAAUAAAGUUUCUUUUUAUUAGGGUUUCAACUCGAAAGCAUGCCCUUUGUCCAUACUCUUAACUUGUUCCCAUAUUAAGUUUGUUCUUUUGUGACAAAGCUGCCGUUUUUCUUUAAUAAAAAACAACACAAUUUCGCUUUCUUAAUUAAAAUAUUUUAUAUAUUCACUACUUCGUACGUGUAAAUUUCAGAUGUAAGAAAACCAAUGAAAUACUAUACCUCUAGAAGGCAUAUUAAAAUAAAACAUACACCAUUUUUUUUUAGUUAGACCUAUCUAAACAACAUCCAAUUUAGAGCAGUAGUUUUUUGGGUGAUGCCGUAAUAAAUUUACAAACAGUUAGAUAGACAGACAAAAUCUCUAAAAACUAUUAAUUUGACACCUUUUUAUUAAGACAUUGUCCCAUUACAUUGUUGAUUACCGAUUAUUUCCAGUCGCUAUUUUUUCGCGAAAUUAAAUACCGUUCUUAAUUUAUAUAAUAGUUAAAAACAUAAUAACUUCCAGAUUGUGAUAAUGUCCGUUUUAUUAUGAAGGCAUCGACCAUCCCUACAAAGUUAGACCGACAUUCAUAGUCGCUUUACAUCGCUUGACUGACCACUGAUCGCAACACUGUAGCUUUAUAGAAAGAGUUCAGUUACUGUAUUUUUAGCGACUUAAUAAAAUAGGAAUUACUCAAUUCGCCUUUAUUUUUUACAUGUUAUAUUAUAUGUUUACUAAUUCAAAUUUCGAUUUUAUAUAUCUUUUUUUUUCAAUAAGAAUAGUGUAGUCGUUGUCAAAGGUAUAAAGUUGGUACUUAUAUCAAUUAAAUCUAUGAAUUGGUUUUACACUAAAAUUAAUUAGAUAUGUCAUUAUAAUAAUAAUAAUAAUUUUAUCAUGAAUUCACAUAUAGCUGUUUUUGUAUGAAAUAAUAAAGUAAUAAAAUUAAAAAAAAAGGUCCAGAUCUAAAAUAGAAUUUCGAAAUUCUCAAGAACUAUAAAAAUGAAGCUGUCAUUAUAGUACAACUACGAUUUGCAUAAAAAAUUGCCGUUAAACUGUAAAAAGAAAGUAAACACUUAGAAAAAAGAAUAAAAAUCACUAUAGAACUGGCGAUGUAAUUGCGUAACAUACAUACGAAAAUUUCAGACGAAUUAAGAAUCUUCUUCUUUUGACAUCGCUUAAAAAUUGGUCCAGAAUUAGAGGAAAUAUUAUUGAACCUUCUUUAUGGCCAUGAUGUAAAUUUAAGUCUUGCCAUAUAUAUAUAUUGAUAUUAUUUUUCUACACGUGUUUUGUUUAUAUUAAAAUGGUUGUCUCGUCUUAUAUCUAUAAUUAUUAUAUAUAUUGUUGUUCUAAAGAAUAUUAUUUUUCACUGUAACCCUCUACAAAUAGAAAAUAGUCCCUCCUUUUAAGUUGUCGCUUGAUAAAUAAAUAUUAUAAAUGGGAAAAGAUUGUUUUAUCAAUAUACAUGUAUAUAAUUAUAACCAAACCAAAUUGUAUUAUUAAUUCAUGGAAAUAUUAAGGGUCUAAUCGAAAUACUGAUAUUUAUUAUAUAUUAAUUCAUAACCGAGUAAAUUAGACUCGGUUAAAUUUACUUAACUGACCCUAUUUACUUGCGUCAUCUUUAUCGAACCAUGUAAUAGGUUUAACCAAAUUGUAUUAGAUUAAUAGAGAAUUAAUCUUUCAAAAUUAUAUUCUAAAUUAUUCGUCGAAUUCUAAAUAUCAUAAAUUCACUGGUUGAAAAUAAAUUGAAGAAUUUAUUCAAAAGGUUCGCCAAAUUACCAAUUAAAAUAGUGUUACAAUUAAGAAAAUUUAUGUAAAUAUGACAGUCAACGAAAUAAA